AUGCCAUUCCACAUCCCCGGCGUCGCUCACUUUCCAGGUGGCCUCCAAAGCGAUGGCCACACGAACAAAGUCCCGAAUGCACAGGCACCCAAGGCCCGCCAACCCGGAUCCUUCCGCGACAAUGUCUUCUUCCCAACAAAGUCCUUGCCUGCAUAUACAGGCCCAUACCCAGUCGGCACCAUGGAGAUAGAGGUCCCGGCCAAGAACCCCCGGACCUUCUCGGGUAUCAAACGGAAUGGCAAACACCUGCUGCAACUGGAGACCGUGCUCAUGACGGUCUACUACCCGGCCGCGAAUCGCCGUGACCCAGGAGGGAACCAGCCACCACAGUCGAACGGUGGCAAAGUUUCUCGGGAGCUCUGGCUCGGGAGACCGAGAAUCAACAUGGCCAAAGGUUAUGGGAGGUUCGCUGGAGUGGGGAGUUUGGCUGUACCUCUCUUUCUCCCAGCGAUGUUUACCAAAUUGCCUGCUUACCGGAAUGCGCCGUUAGCGGACUACUGGGCCCCUGAAGUCGACACCAAGACCGAAGGCGUGCAUGUCAAGGCUAAGCAAGGUGACAAGCCGGAGGGAGCACCUGACGAGCCGGUGUUCCCGCUUAUCCUGUUCAGCCACGGGUUGGGAGGAACCAGAACCAUGUACAGCUCAAUCUGCGGCGAGUUCGCCUCUUACGGUUUCAUAGUCUGCGCGGUCGAGCACAGAGAUGGUAGCGGGCCGAGGAGUUACGUCAAUCAUACGAAACCUCCUCCAGACCAUAUAAGCGGUAGUAUGACGGAUAGGGAGCAGACGUCGAAGACGACUGACGGUGGUGGCGUCGAACAUACUAAGGAGCAGAGGAAAAAGGGCUACGACAUGAUUGACUACGUCUUUCCCAAAGACAAUCCUUGGGAUACAUCUCCUAAUGACAAAAAGGGUGUCGACCACGAGUUGCGAAACGCACAGAUCGAUUUACGUUUAGCAGAGCUGGAAGAAGCCUACUUCAUCAUGCAAGAAAUCCACCGCGGCGAAGGUUCUUACGUCGCCGAACGCAAUCUCCGCAAGAAAGGCUACAAAGGAAGUCCAUCCCGUGGUCUUGGUGGCGUAGACUGGAAUCGAUGGAAAGGUCGGUUUCAUCUAGACAACGUCACGGCUUGCGGGCACUCCUUCGGCGCGGCGACUGUGACGGAGAUGCUCAGGCACGGCGACAGGUUUAGCUCUAUCUCUCAAGGAAUCAUCUACGAUAUCUGGGGCGCUGGAACCAGGCCUUCGGCUCCGGAGGAAGAACCGGAACAUCGGAUCCACAGCCCUCUCCUCGCGGUCAACAGUGAGGCGUUCACAUACUGGCCAUCCAACUUCGAGCUCGUGGAUAGUCUGAUCAAGGAAGCGCAAGCCGGCCCAGACGAGAGUCCUUCCUGGCUCAUCACUUUGAGAGGCACAGUUCAUGUCUCGCAAUCCGACUUCUCACUGCUGUACCCACACGUCUGCUCGCUCGUCCUCAAAAUGGUCGCGAACCCACAGCGCGCUCUCGACUUGAACAUCAACGCCAGUCUAGAAUUCCUCUCCCACGUCCUCCCUGCAGAGCUCGCGCAAGUAAACCGUGCCUACCGCAACGAAGGACUCCUCGAAACAGACCCGAGCCCUCUCGACCGGAUUCCCUCCACGCAGCUUCACAGGCCGAACGACAAGUGGAUGGCGGCGAGGUUGCAGAUCAAGCAUGAGUGGAUCUGGCGGAUCUCUCCCAGUCUCUGGAAGACAGUGCAUGGGCGAUAUACGAAGAAACAUGGAAAGGAGCCGGAGACGUUCCAGGAGAUCUGGUUGCAUGCCAAGCCGACGCCGGAGAGUAUUGCGAAGCACCUCGAGAACACCGAGGGCCGGUCGAACGAGAGGAAAAAGAAGUUUGAAGGGGCGCUGCCGAUCACGGCAGAUGCGGCGGACCACGAGAGGGGUGAGAGGGUCGUUAUGAGUCCGAAUGGGGUGACAUCAGGGCCGUGCUGGGGAGGUGGGCAAGGAUUACAAAAGAUGAGUGGCUGA
Messenger RNA from Anthostomella pinea, 2007 nucleotides. Lineage: Eukaryota; Fungi; Ascomycota; Sordariomycetes; Xylariales; Xylariaceae. The record is from the annotation of a GenBank genome assembly.